ACUCCCUCCCGGGUGAAGAAAUUCUGCAAACUGCAUUCACUGAAUAGGGUGCCUCCUCUAAUUUUGUAAUCUGUAAUCAUUUUUGAGCGGCUUCUGUUGCAUUUCGGCCGAGCAUCACAGCAGGGACCCGCUUCCCCUUUCUCAGAUUGCUGCACACACCCCUUCACGGAGAGGAAGGGAUCGGGACCCCCGCUUCCCGUUUUCUAGGACAGUCAGCACUCAGGCGGGGGGAGCGCUGCAAAGAACUCCUCCCGGCCCAGGUUUCAACCGCCCCCUCCCAGGACAGCCUCGGUGCUGGAGGGAGUCGCCGGCUCAACGACCAGAGGCGCCGCCGGCGAGGAGAAGCGGUCUGCACGCCGAUCCGGUUUCUCCUGCCGUGGGAACGGGGCGAGCAGCGCUCGGAGCAGGAGGCUCGGCUAGCCACUCCGCCGAUAGGAAAAAAAGCGCCCCGCGGUUGCCGGGAGGAUCGCCCGGGCCAAAACGAAAGUUUUGGAGCUCUGCGACCUGCGAACUGAGAUAAGCAAUUUGCGCUGCAAGCAGAGCUCUUUUUUGAAUUGGUAUGGCUAUUUGGAGGACGGCAGGUGCCUGGGUGUGAGUCAAAUCACAAGGGCCAAAGGACUCUUGGCCUGUUGGCUUGCAGCCUGUGGCCCAGCCCUCUGGAAGUUAUCCCUGCCCUGGACGCCAUGUGGAGAAGUGGUGGGCAAGCAAUGCUGCAUCAACAUCUGGUGCAGUAGGGCAGGGAGAGCCACCCAGAGGAGACGGCUGGGAUCUCUGGGUUAUUGCUCUGGAAGGAAGGAGGGCGAGUACGCACCAUUCUGAAUGUUUUUCACGGUGUGACAGACGAGUUGUCGUCUCCCUGUGUUCCUACUCAGAUCCAGGAACCGGCAAGAGAUUUCUCGCUCUUGGGAACGAGUCAGGAGAGAUCCCGUGUCAGUGGAUGUUGGUGCAAGGACCCAGCUGAAAGAUGAAGCACCUUUGGGCGUGCCCUUUGCUCCUGGUAGCUUUUCUGCUGGGGGGCUGCUCUGGUUCUUCCUGGCACUCCCUGCGCUAUUUCAGCACAAUUAUAUCGGAGCCUGACCGGGAUGUGUCUGAUUUCAUUGCUAUGGGAUACGUGGAUGAUCAGCUUGUUGGUCACUAUGACCGCAGCCGGAAGAGGAUAGUCCCUCAGACAUCCUGGGGGAAGAAGAUGGAAAAGGGUGAACCACAAAUCUAUGGCAAGAUCUCCCAGAGAAUAAAAAAUAAUGAGUUUGGGAUGAAGGAAGACCUGAGGAACCUGCAGAAUCUCUACAAUCAAAGCAGAGGGUUGUACAUCAUGCAGCGCAUGAUAUCCUGUGAAUUGAGCAAGGACGGGCACAAAAAAGGGUUUUACCAGUUUAGCUACAAUGGGGAGGACUAUCUCAACUUUGACCAGGAGACGCUCACCUGGACGGCAGCCAUUGUGCCAGCUCUGGUGACCAAGAGGGAGUGGGAUGCUGAUGUGGCUUUUUGCCAACUCCUCAAGUUUUUCCUGGAGGAAGAAUGCAUCAGUUGGCUGCAGAAGUUCCUGGACUACGGGCAGGAGUCUCUGCUGUGGAGAGAACCUCCAACAGUGCGAGUGACACUCAAGGCAUCCUUUGAUGGCCUGGAAACCCUCGUCUGUCGUGCCCAUGGCUUCCACCCCAAAGAGAUCUUUGCCACUUGGAGGAAGGAUGGGGAGGUCUUGGAGCAGGAGACCUUUCGUGGGGGUGUCGUCCCCAACUCGGACGGGACUUACCACACCUGGCUGAGCAUCAAGAUCCACCCCGAGGACAGGUUCCGCUAUCGGUGCCGCGUGGAACAUGACGGCCUACCGGAGCCUUUGGAUGUGGCCUGGGAGGAGCCUGUCUCAUCCAAGACGGGGCUCAUUGCUGGAGUCCUUAUGGGGGUCGUGGCUUCCAUCCUCUUCGUGGCUGGGAUCAUUUGCCUCCUCCGGAAAAGGCGAAGCAGCUACCAGGCGGCCCGUAAAGCACCUCCAAUAAACGACCAGGAGGCCUGAGAAUCUGCCCAAGAUGUGAGAAGAGGCAAAAGGGAAUCCCCAAUAAUCUCCUCCAGAGCUCCAGCUAGACGUCAGAACUGUUUGCUACUCAACCUAGUCCUGUCUCCACUUCGCAGAGAGGCUUGGCUGAGAGAGGGUGGGUGCUGAUGGGGUUGGUGAUGCCUUUCGGCCGGUGGUCCUUUUUUUGCCAAUGAACUUGCGUCAGUUCUUUGCAGCUGAAAAGAUGAUUCAUGGGUUAACAGUAGGGUUUCUGGUAAGUUUUUCAUAUUGACUGCACUUGUUUUUGACUUCCGUUGUAGUCUGUCUGUUACUACUUUGGCCACACUGGAUGAUAAGCUAUUUGGUUGAAUGGAUGUGAUGUCCUAGAAUGUUCAGGAUCAUUCUACCUUCUCAAGGUGAACAUGUCAGUAAAGUGGCCAGCACAACUUCUAUAUGAGGAAGUGCUUAAUUUGGGAAACAGAAGAUCUUGAAUCUGUGGGGUGGGUGGGGAGCUGUUGGUGGAUGAAGAGUUGCUCAGGAAAUAAAAAGCCUUAGGGUUUGAAGCUGAAGGAGAAGUGAGCCUAGAGGGAAGAAGGCUGAAGGAAGCUGAAUGGACUGACGUGGCCCUGAUGAAAUCUGAGGUAGAAACAUAGAGGCUACUUCCAAGGGUGAAUCUCAGCCACUGGUCUGCCUCUGGGAAGAAUUUGGUAUUGGCUGCAACUUGAUUUGCCAGAGCCAAGGCCAAGUUCUUACAUUUGUCCAUCUGGGCUGGGAAAGGGUAGAGAUGGAAGGUCGUGAAACAGGUGCUACCUUUCUCCCUAGGCACAGCGAGGCAAGUCCAUAUUGGUGGCAGACUUCUUCCUUCAUUCCCACCAGGCUCCUCAAGUGAGUGGAUGGGGUGGGGGAGUGGGUAUCUUUUUAUUCCCCAAUCCAGAGUGCAGGAAAGGAGAGGAAAUCUGCCUCUUCCUCACCAUUUUGGCAUUUUUCUUCAGCAUGGCUGUCUUCUAGUAUUGGAGCUCAGCUGGCAGAAAAAAUGCUUCGAACUGUGGAACAGGGCAAGUAAAAGUGUGGGAGGACCGAGGGAUUCGAUCCCCCCCCCACUUACCUCUUCCGUUUUGUUAAAAGCAAAACAGAGCUGACCCCCAGUUGUUUCCCAGGCCUGCCAGGUCCCUCAAAGCUGCUAUUUGAUCAGACCAGUCUUUGGAGAGGUUUCUCCUUGUUGCACCUUCCUUCAGGCACACGUAACAUGGUCCUCCACAGCCAGAGUUUGUGCUUCCUCUGAGAUCGUACCAAUGUUACUGAACAGCAGGCCAGGGAAAGUAUGAAGGAUCCCCGCUUCCCUUCAGUGUCAUAAACUGUAAGAUCCAGAGGAGUUGGUCGUGUUAGUCUGCAGUAGCAAAAGAGCAAAGAGUCCAGUAGCACCUUUAAGACUAACCAACUUUACUGUAGCAUAAGUUUUCGAGGACCACAGCUCUCUUCGUCAGAUGCAUAAACUGUAAGGCGACUGUUUCUUCCAAACGCCUCUUUUUCUGAGACUGUUGGUGGCAGUGUCACAUUUUCUAAAAGUGUUAUUGUAAGUUGACUUGUGAUUUAAUUUUCUAUAGUGUUUUAAUUGUUUUUUUACAAUUUGUA
Messenger RNA from Eublepharis macularius, 3625 nucleotides. Its product is annotated as major histocompatibility complex class I-related gene protein-like. The coding region runs from base 965 to 2014 and encodes 349 amino acids. The record is from RefSeq and is a predicted model, not a curated record. NCBI's taxonomy places the organism in Eukaryota, Metazoa, Chordata, Lepidosauria, Squamata, Eublepharidae. Gene Ontology annotation, cellular component: external side of plasma membrane. The transcript has 10 exons. Gene Ontology annotation, biological process: immune response.